AUGUCACCCUGCCAGGCGGAGAUCUCCAUGCUCAUGCGCAUCCGCCGCGGCCAGUUCCCUCAUUUGGAAGUGGACCCCUUCCCAGAUUACGAGGCCUGGGCGGACGACACCGUGGACCCCACCCCCAUCCUCAACGCCCCCGAGCCUAAGCGGAGGUUCAUCCCAUCAAAAUGGGAGGAGAAGAAGGUGGUGAAGCUGAUCCGCGCCAUCCGCAACGGCUGGCUCAAGACACGCAAGCAGAAGCGGGAGGAGGCCAAGAAGGAGUCGGAGGUGUACAUGCUGUGGGGCGAUGAUGACCAGGUGGCAAACAAGACGGCGGCGGGGCUGACGUAUAUCCCCGCGUCCAAACUGAAGCUGCCGGGCCACGAGGAGUCGUACAACCCGCCAAAGGAGUACCUCCCGACAGAGCCUCUGGGUAUGCACCCCAGCGCAACCACCACGCUGGAAGGUCGCUAA
Molecule: messenger RNA, 456 nt
Organism: Monoraphidium neglectum
Lineage: Eukaryota; Viridiplantae; Chlorophyta; Chlorophyceae; Sphaeropleales; Selenastraceae
Exons: 5
Coding region: 1-456 (151 amino acids)
Biological process (GO): ribosome biogenesis; maturation of LSU-rRNA from tricistronic rRNA transcript (SSU-rRNA, 5.8S rRNA, LSU-rRNA)
Cellular component (GO): PeBoW complex; preribosome, large subunit precursor
Molecular function (GO): ribonucleoprotein complex binding
Source: RefSeq, a predicted model, not a curated record